Capsicum annuum is the source of this 1017-nucleotide messenger RNA. RefSeq lists its product as uncharacterized. Gene Ontology annotation, molecular function: nucleic acid binding; zinc ion binding. The transcript has 2 exons. The record is from RefSeq and is a predicted model, not a curated record. Bases 42 to 743 code for a protein of 233 amino acids. NCBI's taxonomy places the organism in Eukaryota, Viridiplantae, Streptophyta, Magnoliopsida, Solanales, Solanaceae.
UUCAACAGCAUGAUCUCAGUAUUCAAGAUUUUUAUGCUGCCAUGUCGGAUUUGUGGGAUCAAUUGGCACUUACUGAAUCUGCAGAGUUAAAAGGUUUUGGGCCGUACAUUGCUAGACGGGAAGAGCAACGCUUGGUUCAGUUUUUGAUGGCACUACGUUCUGACUUUGAGGGCCUACGUGGAACAAUCCUUCAUCGAUCUCCCCUCCCUACUGUUGAUUCUGUGGUUCAUGAACUGAUUGCAGAGGAGACUCGUAUCAAGUCUCAAGUGGAUAAAGGGUCUAAAGUAACUACUACUCCUGUCGUGUUUGCUGCUUCAACUGAUCAGUCUAGGCCACCACGUACUCAGACUCGACAAUCUCCUAACGUUGCAUUUGAUGAGUGUGCAUUCUGCAAACAGAAAAAUCAUUGGAAGGCUCAGUGUCCGUUGUUACUUAACAAGGUCAAACAGCCUCAAUCUGGGCAGCAACAGAAAUAUGGGCAGCAAAAGUCUCCGUCACGCUCCUCUGGUGCUCCUCCAUGGCCAUCUCGUCCUCCACAGUUCGCUGCUGCUGCUCCAUCUGUAGAUGUUGAGUCUGUUAGCACUAUGCCACCUUCUGCGUUGGAUCCCCAGGUUUUCGAACAGUUCAGACAGUUCUUCGUUUCUAAUCCUACGGCCAUGUCAGCAUCUAUGUCUCAUUCGGGUUCAGUUUCUUCUAGUACCUCAGGACCAACACACUCAGAGGGUGAUUGGGACCGGCCAUAGGUUGGGGGAACUCUAUGUCUUGGAGAAUCUCAAAGUGUCUGCAGUUGCUGCCUCUAGCAUAGAUUUAUCUUCUUUUCAUUUGAGUCCUUUGUCUUCUCAGUUUUAUCUUUGGCAUUCCAGAUUAGGACAUGUGUCAGUUUCACGUUUACGUUUUUUGGUCUCUAGUGGUGCUUUGGGUCAUGUGAACACUAGUGAUAUUUCAGAUUGUAGUGGUUGUAAACUGGCAAAAUUUUCUGCCUUACCGUUUAAUAAAAGUGUGUCUUAUUCUGUUGCU